Messenger RNA from Trypanosoma cruzi, 309 nucleotides. Its product is annotated as chitin-binding like protein, putative. The record is from RefSeq and is a predicted model, not a curated record. The coding region runs from base 1 to 309 and encodes 102 amino acids. The transcript has a single exon. NCBI's taxonomy places the organism in Eukaryota, Euglenozoa, Kinetoplastea, Trypanosomatida, Trypanosomatidae.
AUGCGGUGUGUCAUUGAGGGUGUCUGGGAUAAGUGCGCAUGGAUUCUUGCCCAGCAUCUGCACGUGCCGAAGUGUUUCUCUCGCUGUACAUGCACCCACGAAGGAUUCUCCGGCUGUGCGGGGCGAUGUGCGAUGGAUAGUUCGGGGAGAGACAACAGUAAAACGACUGGCGGCAGUGCGUGUGGGCGUUGCUCUGUGUGCGCUGACGCGUGGAGGAAGCACCCGUUGUGGCUUUUACUGCUGGUGGCAGUCGCUGUGUGUUCCCGGUGCACUGUUCUUCCUUCUCGUUCCGUGUGUCUGUGUGCGUGA